Molecule: messenger RNA, 1635 nt
Organism: Helianthus annuus (common sunflower)
Lineage: Eukaryota; Viridiplantae; Streptophyta; Magnoliopsida; Asterales; Asteraceae
Exons: 4
Coding region: 651-1238 (195 amino acids)
Source: RefSeq, a predicted model, not a curated record
UUCUUCUAACCCUACACGCGCUCCACGGUCGCUCUUUCCCUUUCCUCACCUUCUUCAUAUCUGAUUCCUCUCUCUGUCAUUCCACCUUUCCUCAAACAACUUUACUCAUUCAAAAUUCAAAUUCAUUGUCACCAAACCAAAUUCCAAAACCCAGAGAAAAAGAGAGAGAAGAGACGGAUACACAUCUAGGGUUUUUUAGAUUCAUUCUCUAGAUCUCACGUUUUCAAAAUCUGCGCCCCUUUCUCUCUCUGGCGAUUCAAGAACAUCAAAGCGAUUUCACCAGAUCUAUGAAGAUUUCACAAGAUCCAAUUGAUUUGAGAUCCAAAUGAUUUCAGAUCUUCAUCGACCCUCUCUCAUUUUCGUCUCAUCUCAGGUUCAGCUCUCUCAUUUUCAUCUCAUUCUCUCUGUUUCUUCAUCCGUUCUCAAGAUCCAGAUCUUGGUGAGUACCAACAUUUCCUCUCUCAUACGAUUGAUGAACAUGUAGAGAGGGAAAUACUGAAUCAUAGAUCUUUGAGACAUCCAAAUAUUAUCAGAUUCAAAGAGUUGAAGAGGACUCAGAUUUAUAUCCCAAUGAUCCGUUUAACCAAGCUCAGAAUAAUUCUUCUGCUGCGGGCACUUCUACUUCGGGUCGGGUCCUUCCGAAAUGGAAUAUGGCUGCUUCGAACUCAAUGUCUAAUCGAGAUGGAGAGAUAGAAGACAUGGAGGAUUCGGAUGACGAUAAUGGGUAUGACUAUGGUAUUUCUCAAGCUCAAAAAGAUGCCAUCCGCAAAAGACUUACUUCCAAGUCCCAAACUGUUUUAGCGGAGGUUGCAAACAAUUGGGAACCGGGUGAAAGGGACUAUUUUGAGGACCUUUGCAUGGAAUUGGGUUUGGAUCCGGAUUUUUGCAUCGAAGAUGUGGCUGAAGAUGUUAGUGAGACGGCGCGGUUCUUUUCGAGGCUUCAAAAAGACCCGGUGGUUGCGAAACCCAUCUCUCAAUUGGUCCCUGUUCCGGGUUUCACUACGGCCCCAGACGUCACCCAGGUCCAGGUGUUUCUGAUACCAGGCUUGUAUGGCCGUAUGAGAUGGACAGUGGGUAAAUUCCUAUUGUUUUGGUUGGUCUGGCCGUUCCAUUUAAAGGCCCAGGUGGGUAUUUUUGCUGCUGGCUAUUUGGGCAGCCUGCUUAUGUUUGUUCGAAUGGGCUUCAUCUCCUUAGGCCCAAGUUCAGAGGUGAUGGGGUGUUGGGCUUCUGCCUUUUAAAUCCUUCUGUUUGCCAGGCUAUGCGCUGGGCUUUUGCUUCUCUCGGCCCACCUUGCUCUCGGAUCCAACUGAAGGCCUAGCUUUGUGCUGGGUUUUUUUUGUUGAAGGCCCAUCCCGUUUGGGUUGUGUUUAGCUUGUGUUUAUUUGUAUUUUGUUUUGGUUCCCUAUGUAGUUUUAUAUUAUGUGUUUGAGGUAGUUUGUUUUAUUUUUCCCUACUAAGUUAUCUUUUUUGAUAGCUUAGUCGGGUCUUAUAAAGCUCUCUCGGUUGUGAGGUUCCCAAAGCCUGUUUUGGGGUGUCCUCUUUUAGGAGUCUAGGGGGGUAUGCCCCCCAAAAGCCUGUAACACGCCUUCUUUUGGAAUAUAUUUACCGAGCAAAUGCUCAUUUAUCCAAAAAAAA